AAAUUCGUCAUGACAUCUGCCAAACCCUCGAAUUUUGGACUCUUGUGAAAAAAUCAGAUUCUUGUGCAUUUUUGUUUUACUCCAAGAUUUUGUUAAAAAACAACAUUAAAAAAACCACAUUCUGGUCCAGAAGACUGUUUGUGUGAUAGUUUUAUCAAAGAAUAAUAUACAGAAUGGCGUUCAACUUCACAGCAUUCUCUUAUAUAGUGGCAUUAAUAGGAGAUGCAUUUUUAAUAUUUUUCGCUAUAUUUCAUGUAAUCUCCUUUGAUGAGCUAAAAACAGACUAUAAAAAUCCCAUCGAUCAAUGCAAUAGUCUAAAUCCGUUGGUGUUGCCCGAAUAUUUACUUCACAUUUUCCUCAAUUUAUUGUUCCUAUUUUGUGGCGAAUGGUUUUCUUUGUGUAUUAAUAUACCCUUAAUUGCAUACCACAUAUGGCGCUACAAAAAUCGCCCUGUCAUGACUGGCGCUGGUCUAUACGAUCCAACGACUGUUUUGAGUACGGAUAAUUUGACAAAAAAUAUGCGUGAAGGUUGGAUUAAAUUGGCCAUAUAUUUAAUUUCAUUCUUCUAUUACAUUUAUGGAAUGGUUUAUGCGCUAAUUUCAACGUAAAAACGAAGCGAGCUGGAGUGAUAUCGAAAAUAAAGAGAAAAAAAACUAAUAAUUUUAUAAUUGUAAACAACUCAUCUUUUAUAAUAAGCCAGAGGAAAAAACCAAGGGAUUUUGUUUUUGGUUUUGGGUAACUAUGAGUUGUACGUAAGAUCGAAUGAAAGUCAUAAUUAUUAAUAGCGUAUCCUCAAAUUAUAAAUGUAAGAAUGUUGCAAGUAAUCAACUACUUCAUGCAAACCUUCACAUAGCACCACAUGAAUUGAGAUUUUUAACAAAUAAAAACGAAAAAAAAGAUUAUUAAAACUUUCAAAAAACAUUAAUAAUAGCGAGUUAUAAAAGUUAUACAUUGUAUGUAUGUAUGUACAACUAUGUAUAUAAAUUUAUCAACAUUAACUCAUAUUUGUACAAGUAUAUAAUUUAUAAAAGUAACAUGCUUAAAUAUAUUACAAACUAAAUUUUUACUAUCUAAUCACAAAGAAGUAAAGAUAAAAAUACUAUAUGUGCAAUUAAGAGU
This is a messenger RNA of Ceratitis capitata (Mediterranean fruit fly), 1119 nucleotides long. It is a transcript of the gene cni, whose product is annotated as protein cornichon. Bases 174 to 608 code for a protein of 144 amino acids. Gene Ontology annotation, biological process: endoplasmic reticulum to Golgi vesicle-mediated transport. The record is from RefSeq and is a predicted model, not a curated record. Gene Ontology annotation, cellular component: COPII-coated ER to Golgi transport vesicle; endoplasmic reticulum membrane. The transcript has 4 exons. NCBI's taxonomy places the organism in Eukaryota, Metazoa, Arthropoda, Insecta, Diptera, Tephritidae.